Drosophila arizonae is the source of this 1237-nucleotide messenger RNA. Its product is annotated as GTP-binding protein 10 homolog. The record is from RefSeq and is a predicted model, not a curated record. Gene Ontology annotation, cellular component: mitochondrion. Gene Ontology annotation, molecular function: magnesium ion binding; GTP binding; GTPase activity. NCBI's taxonomy places the organism in Eukaryota, Metazoa, Arthropoda, Insecta, Diptera, Drosophilidae.
AACUUAUACCAGCAUACUGCUACUGUUACCAGCAUACUAGUCCACAGUUACUGAUCAGCUGUUCGCGAUGGUGCAACUGUUUAAGUUCCUGCUGAAAUCCACAAAAACGCCUGCGCGUGCACAUUUUCGUUGCAACUUCUUGGACACUUUGCGUCUGACGGUACGCGGCGGACAUGGUGGAAAUGGCUUACCCAAAUAUGGAGGAGUUGGUGGGCAGGGCGGCUGCGUCUACUUCGUGGCUAAGGAGGGACUAACAUUGCGGAAAGUGGCACAAAAUAUAAGAGAAAAGCGCGUUCAGGCGUCUAAUGGCGAGGACAGCAGCAAAGUGAGCAUAUAUGGAAAACGCGGCAUGGACCAAAGAAUAGAGGUGCCACUGGGAGUUCAGGUGUACGAUGAGCAACAGCAGAAAUUGCUUGCGGACCUCAACGAACCCGAUUCCAGCUGCAUUGUGGCGGGCGGAGGCACAGGCGGCUGCGUAGGAAACAAUUUCAUCGGUCGGCCAGGAGAAAGUCGCACGGUGCAGCUAGAUCUCAAGUUGAUUGCAGACGUGGGUUUGGUUGGGUUUCCCAAUGCAGGCAAGAGCACACUGCUGAAGGCUAUAUCUAAUGCGAAAUCCAAGAUAGCAGCGUAUCCAUUCACCACGAUUCGGCCACAGGUCGGAACCGUGGAGUACGCUGACCUACGUUCCAUAACUAUUGCCGAUCUUCCUGGUCUGAUAGAAGGGGCACAUGCCAACUUUGGCAUGGGUCACAAGUUCCUGAAGCACAUCGAGCGCACUCGCCUGCUGCUCUUCAUGGUGGAUAUUUUCGGCUUUCAGCUGAGUCCGCGCCACGCACAUCGCGACUGCCUGAGCAAUAUUUAUGCACUAAACAAGGAGCUGGAGCUAUACGAUCCUGAAUUGUUAGAGAAACCCUGCGUGUUGCUGAUCAACAAAAUGGACAAGGAAGGUGCUCAGGAGUUGCUAUUAAAUCUAAAGCCAUGUCUUACAGACUUGAACAGCAGCCUAUCCGCCUGUCCCGGUGAACUGCGUCCAAAUAGAGUGAUUAGAUUUAAGCAUAUUUUACCUAUAUCUGCUAAAAACUCAGGGCGCAUUAUUCAAGUAAAGCAAAAGCUGCGUGGAACCCUCGAUGAACUGGCGGAAGAGCAACUGGUCACAGACUCUAAAGUGCUCAAAGAGCAGUUGAAGCAACGAGUGGGCGUUAUAGGUCCCAAAAUAACAUAAUGAAAGCCAACUUUG